Molecule: messenger RNA, 312 nt
Organism: Helianthus annuus (common sunflower)
Lineage: Eukaryota; Viridiplantae; Streptophyta; Magnoliopsida; Asterales; Asteraceae
Exons: 1
Coding region: 1-312 (103 amino acids)
Source: RefSeq, a predicted model, not a curated record
AUGGUAAAUGAGAAGGGAAUUCAUGUCGACCCGGCUAAGUAUGAAGCGAUAAACAACUGGGAAGCGCCUAGGACCCCUACUGAGAUACGACAGUUUCUGAGAUUUGCGGGAUAUUAUACACGAUUCAUAGAGAACUUUUCAAAAAUUGCUCAACCGCUAACAUCCCUAACGCAAAAGGACAAGAAAUUUGAUUGGGGCGAGAAACAAGAGGCGGUUUUUCAGCUAGUGAAAGAUAAACUUUGUGACGCGCCUAUUUUAUCCUUACUCGACGGUACCGAUAAUUUCAUGGUCUAUUGUGAUGCAUCGCAUUAA